AUGGAAACUCUCAGAGACGGUCUGGAGUCUGUGACUCUUCCCUACUGGCCAACUUGCAGAAACGCGCUGACCUGGUCGUCCGAGGAUCUGGCUGUCGCGGCAGGUGAGCUGGUGCAUAUCCUAACCCCUCGCGAUGCCUCCAAAUCUCUGGGUGACCCCGGGCACAAGCAGUGGCACACGUUCACUCUCCGCGUCAAUCACUUUCAGCAGUCAGAGUGGCCUUCUCAAGAACUGGCCACCAUCACCCAGUUUUCCAUUGGGGAGGAACUAUCCGAGUCUACAGUUGUGUCACUUUCUUGGUCCCCAGCCGGUUUGGGUAUCUACCGAAGAAGCGCCCUAGCUAUUUUGACCUCGAAUCUCAUUCUAUCGCUCUGGGAGUCUAACGGCAGACUUGGGGUUUGGCAGCGAACGGCAAUUGUCAACCAGUAUCUUCCCAUUCCAUCCAGCGGUGAUGACACCGGCAGUUCCAGACGAAAACAACGAGUGCGUGCCUUCCACUGGCUGCCUGCACUCUCGCUUCCUGCGGGAUCCAGGUGGGGCUCUCAGUUCCUAGCUGUGGCCGAUGAUGAUUUCACAGUCUCGUUCUUUCAUCUGUGGAAGACGAAUGGUGCUGUAUAUGGACACUGGUCAUACAAACUUCUUGCACAAUACAAAUUUCCCGGUUUCCAGCACUUGACUGCAAGUGCAAUGAAGAAGCUCGGUUUGCGAACGAUCCUAGCCCAAACCUCACCAAUCUCAAAGUUGGAGACAAGUGAAUGGGAGUUUGAAGGCGAAGCAAGUAAGCAUUCCGGGACGGCAGCCCUGGAUGUCAAGGUAAGUUUUGGCCAGUGCAGUGAGGCGAAAUAUCUGUCGCUACAAGUCAAGUGGAUGGGUGCAGGUAAUGGGAAAACCGAACCCACGAUGGUGCUUACAGUGACGCCCGCGCAGUCGGCGUCCGGCAUUUUGUCCUCAGAGACACCCACGCAAGGCCAAUUUGAAUCUGCGAUACAGAAAUCUCGUUCCGAUUUCGAUCGCAAAUUCGGCCUUGAUGGAAGGAUCCGAGUCCAUUGCUGGGGCACUGUGUUCUCUCCAGACCGCACGAUUGCAGCGGCAUGCAUCUCGCUACAUCCUUCAGACAUGAUCGAGUACGGCGCCCCCUCAAGUCAACGCACUACAGUUGUGUUCACCCUCGUACAGGAGCCAACGGUCUCCGAUCACCUCCCCGAGAGUCCAUCCGAGGCGCAAAAACGCAUUCUUGAGCAAAUCAUGGAGUCAUCCCUAGAUUUGGUGAAAACGGACCUCGAUAAACACAUUGUGCGGACCGCUGCUGCCUUGAUUAAACUGCAAUUUAAAGAUUCCUCGUCUCUUACAUGCUGGGCAGAUGAUUUGCUCAAACUACUUCCCCCAAGAGCCUUUCCUCAAGAUUCCAAUGGCCCUGAUCAGCGACAGCUUUAUAAUGACGCUGGCGACACCGCAGGCGCUGGAUCUGGAGGUGAAGAAAGCGUUCUAGCCGAUGAAGUUUGCGACCUCUGUGGCGAGAUCAUCCCGUUCUCAGCAGACCCGAGUCGAGCAAGAUGCAAUCGAGGCCAUCAAUUCAGCCGGUGCAGUCUUUCCUUCGUUGCUAUCCAAGAGCCCGGCAUUUCCAUGUUUUGUUCUAAAUGCGGUAGGCAAUUCCUCGAUCCCGGCAAGCUGGAAUGCGUCGGUGGUCCGAGCUUGAGUCAAGCGCUGUUUGAUUACUUCGAUGUCUGCCCGUAUUGCCAGGGCAAGUUCCGAGGCUGA
Molecule: messenger RNA, 1758 nt
Organism: Fonsecaea nubica
Lineage: Eukaryota; Fungi; Ascomycota; Eurotiomycetes; Chaetothyriales; Herpotrichiellaceae
Exons: 1
Coding region: 1-1758 (585 amino acids)
Biological process (GO): transcription initiation at RNA polymerase III promoter
Cellular component (GO): transcription factor TFIIIC complex
Molecular function (GO): histone acetyltransferase activity
Source: RefSeq, a predicted model, not a curated record